Molecule: messenger RNA, 924 nt
Organism: Alexandromys fortis (reed vole)
Lineage: Eukaryota; Metazoa; Chordata; Mammalia; Rodentia; Cricetidae
Product: vomeronasal type-1 receptor 4-like
Exons: 1
Coding region: 1-924 (307 amino acids)
Biological process (GO): G protein-coupled receptor signaling pathway
Cellular component (GO): membrane
Molecular function (GO): pheromone receptor activity
Source: RefSeq, a predicted model, not a curated record
AUGAUGGACAGUGAUGGGACCUUGGGAAUGAUCUUCUUAUCACAGACUGUACUUGGAGUUCUGGGCAAUUUGUCUCUCCUCUACUACUAUCUGUUUCUUUACUUUUCCCAAAGCAGUUUAAGGCCCACAGACUGCGUUCUGAUGCAUUUGAUUGCAGCAAAUGUCUUAACUCUCCUAUGUAAAGGAGUGCCCCAGACAAUGGCAGGUUUUGGUUGGAAAGACUUCCUCAAUGAUUGUGAAUGCAAAGGAGUUUUCUAUCUCCACAAAGUGGGCAGGAUUAUGUCCUUUAGCAGUAUCAGCUUCCUGAGUGUCUUCCAAGCCAUCACUAUCAGCCCUAAUGACUCAAAGUGGGCACCACUUAAAUGCAAAGCUCCCAAGUAUGUUGUUGCCUGUGUAAACCUUAGUUGGAUUCUGAACCUUUUUAUAAAUACUGUUUUUCUUACAAACAUACGUUCAAAACAGGGCAAUAAAAGCAUGACAAUGCUAAAAGACUUUGGGUACUGUUCUUCUGUUAAUAUUGGGGAAAUGGAUGCAGUUUUGCAUAUGGUUUACCUGUCAUUCCCUGACGUUAUAUGCAUGUGGCUAAUGCUGUGGGCCAGUGGCUCCAUUGUGCUCAUCCUGCAUAGGCACAAGCGGAGUAUGCAGCACAUGUUUAGGAGCAAGGUCUCUCCUCAAUUCUCACCACAUACCAGAGCUACCCAAACCAUCCUUCUGCUGAUGAGCACCUUUAUCUGCUUUUAUCUGCUUUCCUCCGUCUGUCAAGUCUGUUUGGCUAUCAUUUAUAAUCCUUCCUGGUUCCUGGUGAAUAUGUCUCUUUUCAUUGCUGGCUGUUUCCCAACUGUGAGUCCCUUCUUGCUUUUGUGCCGUAACUACCAAGUGAAGACAUUUUGUUUUACUUGUGUCAGGAACAGAAAAGCCCCAUGA